Neltuma alba is the source of this 2294-nucleotide messenger RNA. Its product is annotated as pentatricopeptide repeat-containing protein At5g66520-like. The coding region runs from base 139 to 1716 and encodes 525 amino acids. Gene Ontology annotation, molecular function: protein binding; RNA binding. The record is from RefSeq and is a predicted model, not a curated record. Lineage: Eukaryota; Viridiplantae; Streptophyta; Magnoliopsida; Fabales; Fabaceae. Gene Ontology annotation, biological process: RNA modification. The transcript has a single exon.
ACUUUUCUCAUUCGUCAAUCAAUAAUAUGUCACUUCGUUCUUCUCUUAGUCGCCAUCUAUUUUUCAGAUUCCAAAGGAAAUGAGAUUCAAACACCAUAAUUUGCACAGAAAACACCACAAUUUCCAGUUCUGUCUAUUAUGGGAUCAAGUCAGAGAGCAUUAUUAUCACUCUUGGAUCAAUGCCUCACAUUGUCACACAUCAAGCAAAUCCAAUCUCUUCUCACCGUUUCAGGCAAUAUAUCUGAUCCCUUCAUAGCAAGUAAAGUGAUUUCCACUUGUGCAAUUUCAGACUUCGGCGAUUUGUAUCAUUCUUACCGACUCUUCCGUUGUCUGCCGUGUCGGAAUACUGUGAUUUGGAACACCAUGAUCAGAGCUUUUGAAGAAAAGGGUGAUCCCACCACUUCUCUGUCCCUGUACACUAGGAUGCUCCAGAAUGGCUUUUUGCCUAAUAAUUACACUUUCUCUUUCCUUUUAAGAGCUUGUACUAAGCUUUCUGCUUUAUCCAUGGGGUUUAUGCUCCAUGACCAUGUCAUCAAACUGGGUUGGGAAUCCUAUGAUUUUGUGCAAAACGGGUUGAUACAUUUGUAUGCAUCUUGUAAUAUAAUGGACCCAGCUAGGAAACUGUUUGAUUCGAGCUUGACCAGGGAUGUUAUCACAUGGACGGCUUUGAUUAAUGGGUAUGCAAAGUUGGGAGAGGUGAUGGUUGCGCGAGAACUGUUUGAUGAAAUGCCUCAGAAGAAUUCAGUUUCUUGGAGUGCAAUGAUCAAUGGGUAUGCUCAAUUGGGUUUUUUCAAAGAGGCUUUGGAUCUUUUCAGUGAGAUGCUUUCUUCUGGAUGUAGACCUACACCUGCAGGGAUUGUGAGUGCAUUAACAGCUUGUGCUUCACUUGGUGCAUUAGAUCAGGGGAGAUGGAUACAUGCAUAUGUGGAUAGGAACAAAAUGGAGUUGGAUACGACAUUGGGUACUGCUCUUAUUGACAUGUACGCCAAAUGUGGCAGCAUUGAAACUGCUCAUAAUGUUUUCAAUAAAAUGCCCAUUAGAGAUGUUUUUGCUUUCACUUCUCUGAUUUCAGGCUUAGCCAACCAUGAUGAGAGUGCAAGUGCAGUUGAACUGUUUGAGAGAAUGCAACGUGAAGGAGUUGCACCAAAUGAAGUUACAUUCAUAAGUGUUUUGAGUGCAUGCAGUAGAAUGGGUUUGGUAGAUCAAGGUUUGAGAAUAUUCAAAAGCAUGAGAGAGGAUUAUGGGAUUGAGCCAUGGAUUCAGCACUAUGGAUGUUUGGUGGACCUCUUGGGGAGAGCAGGAAUGCUGGUAGAGGCCAAAAGUGUGGUGAGGAAGAUGCCGAUGGAGCCAGAUUCAUACGUUUUAGGCGCAUUACUGAAUGCUUGUAGAAUGCAUGGAGAAGUCGAAUUAGCUAAAGGGAUAUUCGAGUUCCUGAAUGAGCAGAAUUUGGACCAUGGUGGAGUCCAUACUCUUCUUUCAAACUUGUUUGCUUCUGCAAAACAAUGGGAUGACGUAGCAAAAGUACGGACAGGAAUGCAGGAAAAGGAGGUGAGAAAGGUCCCUGGAAGCAGCUCGAUUGAAAUAAAUGGAGCAGUUUGUGAAUUUGUAUCUGGAAAUUAUUCUCAUCACCUCACGAAAGAUAUCAUGUUGGCUUUGCUUGAGAUGGAGAAUCAUUUGAAGUCUGUGUGUUUAGAAGAUAAUGGUGAUGAUAAAUAAACUGAAGAAGAGGUUCUUGCCCCUUGUUUGACAUUAAUUUUUCUUUAUUAGGCUUCCCAACAAGGAAGGAAUCAUAAGAAAGAAUCCACGGGGAGCAAGGGAGGAAUUAAUGCUUUCCCAACAUUUGUUUGGCUCAACGCGGAUCUAAAACGAUAGCACCGAACGAAUGUUGACGUAUGAGAUAUGACCAAAGGAAUCUCUCAAGUUAGAUAUCUGAAUUGCUUGGGAACCAACAGAAAUGAAUGAAUUAUUAAGCAUUUGAGCCUUGAAAAUGCCGUAGCUUUGGAUUUUAUAUUGCCUUCCAUUUUCCAACCAUAUACGGGAGGCUCUGAGAUCACUGGACGUUAUGCCCUGAAGUAUUGAGCAUUGAAUGACGAAUUUUGGGACGAGGGAUCCUUUCAUGAAACGAAAGCUUCCAAAUCCAUUUGCGGGGAAGCAAAGCACACCACCAGAUGAAGCAUUCUCAUCACAAAUGAAUUUAUCGUGUGACGAUUACAUUGAUGAUGUAAUUUUUUAGUUCCUUUGAAUAAACCCUUUGCGGUUUAUUUGCUUAGCAAUGUUUCUUAGUCAUGCCCAAA